AACAUAUCAUGUGAUAUGAAUAAACGGAUCACAUGACGUACUAUUGAUAUUUAUAUUUCUGUGCAUCAACCAAGGUGUAAAACGCUUUAAGGUUUGUUGCUUUGCGAAGUGGGGACGCGUGACCAAUUUUAUCAGGUCUAGUUCAUAUGUGCAUACCCAUAUUCACUGUGGCUAUUCUACUACAUUCCGGACAAUAACUGCAACGUAUUAAGCUUCAAGGUAGAGCAGACGCAGGGUUUGUGGGGCUUCUGUCGAGUGCUACCGAAACAAGAAUACAGCUGCAAGUACUUGCAUAUACGGAUGAACAUUCCUACUUAUAAAUAAAAACAUUGUACUUCAAAAUGUUAUCUAAAGUAGAUCUCAGCUUAGUUUUACUGACAUUGUGUAGCUGUGCUUUUGCAGUUCGUUAUGAACCUACAUGGGAAUCUAUUGACAGCAGACCCAUUCCAGCUUGGUAUGAUGAAGUUAAGUUAGGUAUAUUUAUUCAUUUUGGAGUGUUUGCUGUGCCAUCAUGGAAUCCUAAUGGGUCUACUGCUUGGAUGUGGUAUUACUGGAAGGCACUAAAAGAGAAGAUUUUCAUUGAUUUCAUGACCAAUAAUUAUGGCCCAGAAUUUACUUAUGCUGACUUUGCAUCACAACUGACGAUGGAAUUUUUUAAUGCUGAUGAAUGGGCGAAUAUAUUUGCUUUAUCGGGGGCUGAAUACAUCGCACUAACUUCUAAACAUCACGAAGGCUUCUGUAACUGGCCAUCUAAAUAUUCAUUUAAUUGGAAUUCCAUGGACGUCGGUCCUAAAAGAGAUGUUGUAGGAGAAUUAGCAAAUGCUAUUAGAAAUAAAACAAAGCUGCAUUUUGGUCUAUACCAUUCCUUGUAUGAAUGGUUUCAUCCUCUUUAUCUACAAGAUAAAGCUAAUGGUUACACAACACAGAAUUUUGUAAAUGACAAGACGAUGCCUGAAUUGUAUGAAAUAGUGAAUAAAUAUAAACCUGAAGUUAUUUGGUCUGAUGGAGAUUGGGAAGCAUCAAGUGACUAUUGGCAAUCUAAAGAAUUUAUAGCAUGGCUGUACAAUGACAGUCCUGUUAAAGAUACCAUAGUAAUCAACGAUAGAUGGGGUAAUGAUUCAUUAUGCAAACACGGUGGCUACAUAACGUGUUCAGAUAGAUAUCAACCAGGAGUUUUGAUCAAAAGAAAAUGGGAAAAUGCCAUGACUAUAGAUAGUAAAGCGUGGGGUUUCAGACGUGAUGCGCCAUUAACAGAUUUCCUAACCAGCAAACAGUUAAUUGAUACAUUUAUAGAAACUGUCAGUUGUGGAGGUAACAUGUUAAUGAAUGUUGGUCCAACGAAAGAAGGAACAAUAACUCCCAUUUUUCAAGAGAGAUUAUUAGACAUUGGUGCAUGGAAGUUUGUAAAUAAUGAAGGUAUACGAGGUUCUCGGCCCUGGAUAUACCAGAAUGAUACACUUACUCCUAAUGUGUGGUACACCAUGCAGCCGAUGAAUGUAUAUGCCUUUGUCCUGGAUUGGCCGGUUGGAUCAACUUUAAGCUUAGGGGCACCAGUUACAACUUCAAGCACAACUGUAGAACUACUUGGAUACCCAGGCACCUUUUCAUGGAAACCACGAAUGGACAGAGGAAUUGACAUCGCGAUUCCCCCUAUUCCAUUUAAUAAAAUGCCCUGUAAAUUUGCAUGGACUUUCAAAUUUAGCAAUUUGGGUUAUUAAGUACUGUUAUAGUUAGCAUAGUGUAUAUUAUGAUAUGAAAUCGUACUUAAUGUAUACGUCUUAUGACUUUAAAUAUUGUUUCUAUAUUGUUUUUGAUACAUAAAUAUUGUAUUAUUUUGUAAACAAACAAGUUUAUUUUAUUUAAAAAAAAAUGCAAAGAGACCAUGCCAUGCAUACAAUAUGGCCUGAUUCCAUAUCUUUUCAAAUUCUGUAUAGUAGUUAACUUCCAUUAUAUAUUUUUUUCCUUCUGAAAGUAGAAUGUGGUAUUUGUCACUCAGAUUUGUUAGACUAACUACAAAAACUAAAUAAUAGAGAAAAUUAUGAUGUUCAAUUAAUGCAAACGUGUGUAUUAUUUAUAUCAAUUUUGGAAAUUCCAAAUUUGAUACACCGCUGAUUCAUUACCAUUUCAAAUCAUUAAAAUUUAUAACCUUAAGUUUGAAGUAAUAUUCCCAUAUACGUUUUUUAAUAAGCACUUAGAUGUAUAAAUAUGUGUAAUCUUUAACAGUUUAAAACUGGAAUAUUGUAUAAUAAUUGUGUAAAUAAGGAGGCUUUGUCAUAUAUAUUUCAUGUGAAAUUACAGGUUGCUUAGAAACACGAAAAUGUUAAAUUAGAGGUGAUGAGUUCUUAUUUGAGAUCAGACUGAUAUUGCAUAACGAUUUACUCACCGAAAUCGCACCCAUCCGAGAUCUGUUGAUCGCAAACUGGAUCGGAACAUCUGAUGCACACCAAAAUCAAAUAUCUCCGAGAUCGUUUGAUCCCUAACAUAUACGGUAAGUUUCAUCUCAAUCGGACAAAAAAUGUGGAAUUUGCAUAAAAAGCAGGGGUAUAACUCCGGAACGGAAGGUCUCAUGCACACAUAUUUGAAUUGUCAUCCAACGUCGACAAAACAGUGGCCUCUACAGGGUCCACAAUCUUGGUAUAUAUUAAAUGCCUUUCCCCACUUGUGUACAGGUGAGAGCCAUUUUGAGAGGAAGUUUCAGUCCGAUUUUCACGAAAUUCGAACUUAACAAUGAUCAUGGUUUAACAGUAAUAUAUGUGAAUGUUUUUUUUUAAAUUUAAAGAAAUUGCAAACUAUAGAGUCCCCUAAAAGUGGACUCAUUUCACGCUACCAUUGAAAGAUCAAUUUCCAAAAAAGAAAUAUACGGUCCUGCUAAUUAUGUGGAUAUCAUGAAGAAGACUAUACCUUCUUCAAAGUUUUUUCGGGGUUAAAUCUGUAUAGAUCUAGCAGACCGGGCAGUAACAUUGGUCAUCCUCUUGGUACAAAUCUAAGUGCCUUAUAGUAUCAACCGAAUGGUGUGCUUCAUUAGAAGUUAUGUCAUAGGGACGAAUAUGAUGAACUUCCACAGAAAAAAAGGCUAAGGAGUACCGAUUGAAAACGCUUUAGAAUGUCCACCGCUUUUCGCGCGCGGACGUCCACGAAAUUUAAAAAAUUGCAAGACUUGACAUCUGCGCUACCCAGGGAUUAGCAUUCAUACUUAUGAUUCGUCAACGAAUGCAUGAUACAUUUCAUGCAACUGAAAUGUCCUAAACUGACUUUUGUUCCGUUUAUUAUUUAAUUCAGUGUUCACUGCAGUUCAAACAGAGCUGCAGAAAUUGGUUAAUUUCUUUCUUCUCUUUGUUAAAAUACAUUAUUUAUAUUUGUAAUAAAGUUGAAUUAAUAAAAAAAAUCCUAACAUGA
This is a messenger RNA of Patella vulgata (common limpet), 3396 nucleotides long. Its product is annotated as alpha-L-fucosidase. Gene Ontology annotation, molecular function: alpha-L-fucosidase activity. Gene Ontology annotation, cellular component: lysosome. The transcript has 9 exons. NCBI's taxonomy places the organism in Eukaryota, Metazoa, Mollusca, Gastropoda, Patellidae. Bases 342 to 1718 code for a protein of 458 amino acids. Gene Ontology annotation, biological process: fucose metabolic process; glycoside catabolic process. The record is from RefSeq and is a predicted model, not a curated record.